AUACUACUGUCAUUUGCGCAGAAAUAAGUAUGUGUAUAAUACUUACUAUUCUAAGUAUAAACAGAUGUCAGUUCUUGUUUAGGAAAACAUUAUGGUGAUCAUUACUCAGUAAGUUGUAAGGAAUUAUUAUAUAGCAUAACUCAUCCUUAGUUUCAGCAUGUGGCACAGGGUGGUAUGGGGAAGGAUGUACCAAGAACUGCCGGAACCGCAACUGUAAGACACAAUCUGCGACGUGUAAUCCUGUGACUGGGAUGUGUCCCGAUGGCUGCGCCAGUGGCUUCGUGGGAGGCGACUGUUUACAAACAUGUAUUUAUGGGCAAACGUAUGGAGACAACUGUGGCAAGUACUGUGCCUCUCGUCACUGCAUCAACGUGUGGGACUCCUGUGCUCUUGACACAGGAGUGUGUUCAGGGUGCCAACAAGGGUGGGCAUUACCAGACUGCACAGCAUGUACUUAUGGGCAAACGUAUGGAGACAACUGUGGCAAGUACUGUACCUCCCGUCACUGCCUCAACGCCCGGGACUCCUGUGCUACUGACACAGGGGCAUGUUCAUGGUGCCAACAAGGGUGGGCAUUACCAGACUGCACAGCAUGCACCUCUGGGUAUUACGGAAGCAGCUGUGACCAACUCUGUGCAGCCCGUCACUGCAAGUCGGACUCCAGUUGUGACGUCAUACAAGGACGGUGUAUGGGUGGAUGUACGGCUGGUUAUCAGGGAACAGACUGUAUUCAAGCCUGUGAUCCUGGGAGUUAUGGAAAAGAAUGCAGCAAGUCCUGUCGCAGCCGACACUGUAAGACACAGUCUGGCACAUGUAAUCACACGAGUGGAGUGUGUUCUGAUGGUUGUGAAAGUGGUUACAAGGGAGAAGACUGUAUGCAAAGCUGUACCAUGGGGAUGUACGGACCUAACUGUGCCCGAGAAUGCAGUUCCCGGCACUGUAAGCCACCCUCCUCUUCAUGUGACAGAGAGACAGGUCUGUGUCCUGAUGGGUGUGAAGAUGGCUGGACAGAGAUAGACUGCACUAGAAACUGUGCUGUUGGCUUUUAUGGAAAUAACUGCUCUCUGAAAUGUUCUGAUAGACAUUGUACUAGUACGUCCUGUCUUAAUGAUGGAGCAUGCAGUGCUGGAUGUGAUAUGGGAUGGACACUGCAGGACUGCACACAAGAGUGCCCGAGAGGAACGUAUGGUAUCAACUGUAAAUCAACCUGUGGCCACUGUGCUGAUAACAACACAUGUCAUCACGUAACUGGAACCUGUCCAGGUGGAUGUCAGGCAGGUUGGCAACUUGACCUGUGUCAGACAGUUUGUGACAAUUGGAAAUUUGGUGUAAACUGUGAGACGGACUGUGGCCACUGUAACGGGACAUGUGAUGCUGUUGACGGAAGAUGUCUCUGGGGAUGUGCUGAGGGAUACAUUGGUUGCCACUGCUCAGUGAAGCUUGGUGACAUCGGCGGCGCAGAAUUACACAUGGAUUCGGCAAUCACUCCUACAACAGCUGGUAUAAUCGGCUUAGCUGCUGGAAUAUGUUUCAUGCUGAUUCUUGUAGUUGGACUCUACUUGGGCCUGGUAAGACAAGGGAGGCUGCAGUGGUUAAGCUCGUCUGAGAAGGAUGCAGUAAAAGUCAAGGAAACUCAAGUGCCAGUGGACAAGGACACAACACAACCAUCAGACAACUACCCAUCUAUAUCCGAGCAGGCAGGUGGUCGCAACAUCUACAACAACGACUAUGCUGCGCUGGAUGUCGAGGCAAAGGCGAAUAGUGAAUAUGACGUGAUUAAGAACCAGGCUUAUGAAAAUCUGUAGAAUGUAUAUUAAAAUAUUAUGUCAUGAUAGAAUUGUUAAAAACAGUUUCAACGCAUGAGGGCGACCCUCCCUCGCUCAUGAAUACGUGUUGAAGCCAUUGGUGUCCUAGUUUUUAGUCACAAUUGAUUGAUGGAAUUUCGAAAAUUAAUUCACAAAUUCAAAAAACUUAUACGCUCUGCAGAACGAUGAAAGAUUUAUAUUUGUAUUGAGUUCAUAUGUCCCAGACAUUUCAGAAGUUUGAGAACAAUAUUGCAUGAAAUGUACUUCGACCUAUUUAAAAAAUACAUAUGUUCCUUGCAUGCCAUAUCAGCAGUCUCAGUCUAUAAGAAGAGGCAUACAGGUAGAAUUAUCCACAUUUUAAGAUGUUUAGUUAGACGAUGCCAUUACUUGGAGAGACUUAUUGUUUGUAAUUCACGUUUGUAUUUUUACAUAAUAUGUUUACAUCAUUAUUGGGAUAUUGAUAUUAUUUUUUUAUAUUGCUGGUGCGAGCUCGUACAGACGAAUUCGUUGAACAAAUUUGUUCGGACAGUACUGGAAAAGAAUCAUUUGUAUUUGGGUUUACAAAAAUAUAUAUUGCUGUUUGGAUUUCCGCACAAAAUAUAAAAUGUGUCCCUCAAGAAUUAAUUGGCACCUUUCAGAGAAAAUCGGGUCUAAACGCAGUGAUAAAACAUAUGUAUUCCAAUGUUCCAGAAAAGGUACUAUAUGUAGCUUACGUAUUUUUUGCUAGUGUGUGUAUUUUAAACCAGAUCUAUAUUUGGCCUAUAUGCAGUUACUAUUUGCCAAUAUCUGUAGUGUUUAUUUUGAAUGUUUGGUAAAAAUUGAGUUUGAACCUAUAACAAUAUCUAAGAAAGGAAAUUUAACAAGUCCAAACUCAACUUGUCUCAAAAUGUUCCUGUAACAAAACAGUCAUUGCUCUACAGUGUGCAGGUAUCAUUUUUUUUUCUGUAUUGCAUUUUCAUGAUGAUAUGAGAAGGUUUUGAACAUGAUUGAUUACAUGUUUUCUCAUUAGUAAAUGAUUGGUAUAUGCACUGUAUCAUUCAGUUAUUUUCCUAACUUGAAUGUAAGUUCUGGCUUGGAAGAAUUGUCAGCUGUGUGCUUGAUUCAUAAAUAUUUCUAUAUAAUCUCUUCAUCUGCAGAGCCGUGUAUUUUAGAUUACAGGUUAUACGUUACAAAAAACCCGCUACCUGUCGUAACUGGGUCAUAUCAGAAGGAUUAGACGUAUAGAAUCCUCUUACACCAAGCAUGAAUUGGUAUUAAGGUCAUGACACUACGAACAGUGUGCAUACAAAAUAUAUAUCACGCCAUAUGUCACGCAAUGCUAGUGUAUUCAAAUAUGAUGUUAAGUGUGCAGCCUGUCCUUGGGAGAAUACACCAAGGGGAUAAAACAAGGACUGCUCGGCUCGUAUUCAGUAUACUGUGUCUGCGUGGGGUAUCUAUGUUAAACUUCGGCAUGGUAUCUCAUUGGGCAAGCACUAUAAAACAGUCAUUUGUCCGUUAGACGCCAUUUCAUCUCACUUUAACUUUGAGACUUGUACUGACUUUAAAGGAAACACGUCGACAUCAAUACACAAACUACACAUCACAACACUAAUCUACAUGUAGGUUAUCUAGCAAACUCAUCUAUUAGGAACGAGAUGAGUUUCUCAAAGUGAAAAGUAAAUGUAUUUCCUGGCUACUAUGCAACUCUGCAUGAACUAAAAUGUUGAAAAAUGUGUCUUUGACAGUGUAACUUUUUCAAAUAAAGGCGGUAAACAUGCUUCUGUGUAUUUUUUAUACAUAUGACAAGAUAGGUAUGGUAUUUUGUGUACUUCCAAAAUUACCACUAGUAAAAAGGGAAUAUUUCUAUCAUAUUUGAUCAUUACUCUCUUUCUGCAUUAAUGUGUACAUACACAUGUACUUUAAUUUGGGGGUAUCGUGUUAUUUCGUGUCAUUUGAUUUGCUGGCCCAUCGAUCACGUGAUUGUGUGGUUUGCUUACAGGCAGGGCAGGAAAACUGCUGUGCGGCAUGGCAACAACACUUACGUUUUUAUGCAAAUUUUGUGACUACCGGUAGGACAGGACAUGUUUACCCUUCUCACCUACAUCAGCUGCAGUCGCUGAUUUUUAGCGAUCCAGUCAUAUACGUUUCACCGCUAUUUUGGAAUCUGUUUUGGCGCAUAAUUGAUAUUCUCUUGGGUUGACAUUUUACAUAUUUUAUAAUGUCAAUAUUCAGUUAACUAAUUUCAACAGAAGAUUUGUACAUGUGAAACAUAUUCGUUGCUCAAGUAUCUUAUUUCUACAUGUAGCCUAUGGAAGAAAGGAGGUAGGAUGUACGGAACAUUACUUGUAAUUAUGUGUCAAAAUAGGCCGAUGGAUCAAGACCAAAGAUCGUGAAAUUGUUAGAACAAUAAGGUAUCCAAAGUCGUACAUACAGGUUCCAGGUUCCAUUUCAUUUCUCAAGAUGUACAUCGGUCUGUGCAGCUUUGACAAAUGGUGAAAAAAUCAUUUUCACAUUAUAUUGUAUUUGCAUACCAUAUACUACCAACCAUUAUUAUAAACCUGUGAACCCACAGAAUUGUAUUUAAUAUAGCUAUAUUAAUAUUGUAAUUGCUUUUUUGUUCCGUUUAAAUAAAAUUGUUUAAUUCUC
Messenger RNA from Haliotis rufescens (red abalone), 4430 nucleotides. RefSeq names its product multiple epidermal growth factor-like domains protein 10. The record is from RefSeq and is a predicted model, not a curated record. The coding region runs from base 252 to 1805 and encodes 517 amino acids. Gene Ontology annotation, molecular function: scavenger receptor activity. The transcript has 12 exons. Lineage: Eukaryota; Metazoa; Mollusca; Gastropoda; Lepetellida; Haliotidae.